AAAAAAGUGAGAGUCAUUUUUGCAAGCCCCUCUGAUUAUAUAUGAUUCCUUGAUGCGCGUGACAUCGGCCAUCAUCGGCCUGGCACUAUCUCACCACGACUCCGCGAGCUUGCGCAGAGUGAAAGUUUCAAGUUCUUUGACGAUUGAACGGACGUUGCGGCUGUGCGUUUGCUAUAAGGGCGCCUCGCACCGUGAGUGGUGCGAGUCGACAUGAGCCUGCGUUCCCUGACUUGUUUUCGGCCACACCAACAAACCACUUGCCGUGUUUUCAGGUGUUGCCUUAGCUGCCGCACAAUGUGUCAAUUUUCCAACACAGAUUCAACAUGUCCCCAAUCUUUGGCCUCACUCGUCAUUUGCAGGACACAUUGCAUAUUGAACAGGUAGGCAUUUUGGUUAGUCGAGGCUCACCUAUACGGCGACUUGGGGUUCCUAUUUCAAUCCACACGCAGAGAAUGAGAGCGUCGCUGGCUGGCAGAGAGGCUUGGAGCACAAUCCAUUGGUUGGAAUGAGGGCCUUGACCUUCAUCCAGUCAAACUCAACUCGAGGAGUUUUGGCAUUUCGCGGCACUGACCUCAACACCUCCCAGUCCAGUGGCCAAGCAGACACCUGUGCGGAUGCGUUUCUGCAGCUGGAUCUAAAACAUUCUCUGCCACCAUGGUGCAAUCAAUUCACUCUCCAUCAGUUGGACUACUUAUCACGAGCCCUGGAGUUUGCUGAGCGGAUUGUUGGGGCCUAUCCGUCCAUCCAUUGGCUCUACACUGGCCAUUCCUUGGGCGCAGCAUUGGCACAGCUGGUUGCCGCACAGCGUGGCGCCUCUGCCGCGACCUUCAGCGCACCAGCGCUGAAACCGCUUUUGCCACGCUUGCAGAAUCCGACGCUGCGCACGUGGGGUGCGGUGACCUUCUACGACCAAUAUGACCCCUUGCGCUUCACAGCACUCAACGAGCUUUGGAAUGCAAACUGCACUUGGCAUCGCUCCUCAGCACCCACUGGCUGCCAUGAGUGUGAGGAGCGCAUCAUUGACAUGCACUCGGAUGUAUGUGAAGAGUGCUUCAUGAAGGCUCACAUUUUCAAGAACUAUCUCGAGCUGGUUUUGUCUGGGAAGCGCCCAGACUGCCAUCAGAGGCAUGUGCAUGAUCCAUUCCUAGUGUGAGCAUUUGCGCCCACUUUAACACUGAAAGAAUGAAAGCUACAUGCACCCGUUCGAGGUCUGUCUCAAUAGAGCACCUCCAGUAGAACAUGUUGCAGCGAGGGCCAUUCAGCGCCUUUGCAACUUUGAACUUUGGCAGGGCAAAA
Durusdinium trenchii is the source of this 1296-nucleotide messenger RNA. Lineage: Eukaryota; Dinophyceae; Suessiales; Symbiodiniaceae. The record is from the annotation of a GenBank genome assembly.